GAGCAAUUGGUGGUGUUGAGCAAUUUAAAAUUGAAGCAUGGUUUGGUGUGUAUGCUCACGCGCUCAAGGCGUCUACCCCUUGAGCCGAUUGACAUGGAAAUAGAAGCCGCCUAUAGAAAGAGAAGAGGGCAAAGGAGGAGAGCACGAGCUCAACAUCUAGUUGAGCCAAUGGAAAAAUCCAAAUGGAAACAAUGAGGGAGUUCCCUCUCCACCUCCACCUCUAUUGAAUCAAGACUAAAUCAUUCUCCAACUACAACAAGAAAUGGCGGAGAUGAGAAGGGAAAUAGAGGAAAGGAGGCGAGAGGCACCGGUUAGGGAUGCAUUUGGGAACGUCAAUAUCCCAAUUUCACCCUAUGAUACAAGAGUGAAUGCCAACAAUUUUGAGUUGAAGACGACAUUGAUUCAAUUUGUGGAGCAACGUGUUUUCUCGGGAAGGCCCAUGGAGGAUCCUAAUAGGCACUUAGCUAAAUUCUUAGAGAUUGCCAAUACAACUAAGCUUAAUGGGGUUCCCGACGAUACAAUCAAGCUUAGACUAUUCUCAUUCUCAUUGUCGAGAUAUGCUAGAGAUUGGUUUGAUAAUCUUGAGCCGAGCUCGGUUACAAGUUGGGACGACUUAGCCCAAAAGUUUUUGGAUCGAUUCUUCCCUCUAAGCUCCACUCUCAACCUUCAAGAGGGGAUCUCCCACUUUAAAAUGAAGGUCCAAGAGUCUAUGUUCGAGGCUUGGAAGAGAUUCAACAUCUUGUUAAAGAAAUGUCCCAACCAUGGGCUAUCUCCGGGCCAUCAAGUGAGCCUCUUCUACAAUGGAUGCUCGGAGUUUACCAAGAGUCAAUUAGACUUUGGCUCGGGGGGAUCAUUCUUGGACAAGGGGGUCGAUGAGUACAAGAAGAUGCUUCAAAGGUUUGCCUAUACUAGCAAGGGUUGGAGCUCGGGCCUAGUUGGUUCAAUGCCGGUAGCUUCGGUCGUGGAUUCAGAUGCAUUCAAUCUUCUCAACCAACAAAUGAUGUUGUUGAAUCAAAAGGUGGAUGGCCUUAGUUUGGGGGUGGCACUCAUGGGAGAACCUCAACCGAACAUUGAAGAUGUCAAUUACAUACAUCAAGGGGGAAAUCAAAGGAAUUUUAUCGCCCUAACAAUGGGGGUGGUAAUUAUCAAGGCUGCCGUCCACCCUUCAACGCGUAUCCAAACAUUUCAUAUGGGAAUCUGAGUAAUGCUACCCAACCACCUCCACCUCCCGGAUUUGGAGCACCAAGUGGGGCAGCCAAUGUACCCGGCACUUCAAAAUAUCAAGUGAUCUCAUUAAUGAGCUUUUGAAAGCUCUCAUGGAGAAGACCGAUGGGAUCAUGACACACUCCACCAUGAGGGUUGAUAAAGUGGAAACCGCGGUAGUGGAGGUCACCACAAGAUUGGGAGCCUUAGAGCACCAAGUGAGUCAAAUUGCCCAAGCCGUGGGACAAAUACAUCAACCGAGGCAAUUCCCAAGCACUACAAUUCCAAAGCUGAAAGAUUGCAAGGCAAUCUACUUAAGGAGUGGGACUAGCUAUAAGAGUCCUCCUAUGCCCGAGGUGGAAGCUAAGGAAGUGCCCGAAGAGAAAGAAGAAUAGGAGAUAGGUGUGGAAUCACCUAUUAUGCAAUCUGAGGUUCAACCCGAGGCAAUUGUUCCUCCCAAGCCAAAAGAGGUUAAAAUUCCAUUUCCUCAAGUGGUGCAAAAGAAGAAUUUGGAUGAGAAGUUUGUUAAGCUCCUUAAGAUCUUCAAGAGGGUGCACCUCAACAUACCUCUUAUUGAGGCCCUCCAACAAAUGCCCGAUUACCUCAAAUUCUUGAAGGAGAUAAUGUCAAAGAAGAAGAGGUUGGUUGAUUAUGAAACCGUGAAUUUGACCGAGAAUUGUAGUGUAAUCAUCCAACAAAUGAUGCCGACAAAGAUGAAAGAUCCGGGAAGCUUCAACAUUUCUUGUGUGAUCAGGAUAGUUUUAGAGGUGAUUAAUCCAUGAUAGUAACUUGAAGCAACACUUUAUAUAAUGUUUUACUUGUCUACGAGGCCAUUGAUACUUGUUGAUUACUUUUUUUCUAUUGAGGCAAUGAUGACACUCCAACAUCCUUACAUGAGUUUGUUUCUUAUUUCUUUCUUCUUGUUUGAGGACAACCAAGUGUUUAAGUUUGGGGGAGUUGACAAACUCAUAGUUCAGGAUGGUUUUAGAGGUGAUUAAUACAUGUUUUUGUUGAAUUAAGGUGUUUAUUAUAGGUUUUCACCCAUUUAUUCAUCAAUUAGAUGAAGUAAUGAGUUCGUUGGAAUUUUGAAGUAAAAACAGGUUAAAACGGGCAAAACGGAGCGAACGGGGUGAUUCCAGAGAGUUUCCCCGGUCGGGCAUUUUUCAUUCGAAGAAACGCCCGCCCGGGCAUUUUGCAGAGAUUGCGGGUUCCAGAGAUAACAACCGGUCGGGCAUUUUGUUAUUUGUGGAUCGCCCGGUCAGGCGUUUUGCGCAGACUCUUUAUUUUGCUGAUUUUCGCUCCGGAUAUAAAAGGUGACUUCACACAUUUGAGCCCUAGCUCCCACACGAAGAUUUUGAGCAAGACAACAAGGUUUUGAAGAGGAUUUGAAGGCUUAGGAGCUUCCCCUCUCAAGAGAUUGAAGGAGAAGACUCUCCACUAUCAUUUCUACCAUAGGGAGUUCUAGAUUCUAUUUUCUAUCCAUGUCUUUUUCCAUUUGCUUUGUUUUCCUUUUUAUUUCAUCUUUGAACAUGAGUAGCUAGAUUUUCCUUAGGGAUGUGGUAAUUUUGUAUGGAAUCCAUGGGUUGAUCGUUGAUUUAUGCUAUCUAUCUCUUGUGUUGGUUA
Molecule: messenger RNA, 2826 nt
Organism: Salvia splendens (bonfire salvia)
Lineage: Eukaryota; Viridiplantae; Streptophyta; Magnoliopsida; Lamiales; Lamiaceae
Exons: 2
Coding region: 263-1201 (312 amino acids)
Source: RefSeq, a predicted model, not a curated record